CCCCCCAGUAUAAACCUGUGCCGUGCUCCAUUUGUCUGCUGGAGUCCUCCAUGUUGGAGCUUACAGAGGGCCCAAAAAUGUCAGAACAGUACAGAUAUCCCCCAAAUGUCAGGACGGUACAAAUCCCCCCCAAAUGUCAGGACAGUACAAAUCCCCCCCAAAUGUCAGGACGGUACAAAUCCCCCCAAAUGUCAGGACGGUACAAAUCCCCCCCCCAAAUGUCAGGACGGUACAAAUCCCCCCAAAUGUCAGGACGGUACAAAUCCACCCAAAUGUCAGGACGGUACAAAUCCCCCCAAAUGUCAGGACGGUACAAAUCCCCCCCAAAUGUCAGGACGGUACAAAUAUUCCCCAAAUGUCAGGACGGUACAAAUCCCCCCAAAUGUCAGGACGGUACAAAUCCCCCCAAAUGUCAGGACAAUACAAAUCCCCCCAAAUGUCAG
Staurois parvus is the source of this 443-nucleotide messenger RNA. Lineage: Eukaryota; Metazoa; Chordata; Amphibia; Anura; Ranidae. The record is from the annotation of a GenBank genome assembly.